CUGAUAGUAUCACACAGUAUCGCCAUGUCCCAGCAUCCCUCGGCCAUCAUGACACCCCAGAUCCGUAGUCAGGAAUGUCCUCUCUCGUCUUUCACGGUCAUCUCCAACUCUUUCUCCAGCUUCGACCACGCUAAAGACCGAGAAGCCGGAACCAACUGACUCCGUCACUCAUCCCGCGAUGUAGCCUAAUUGUGGGAACUUGCCGUCAGGUUUCCCCGCCUUUCAUUUACUCUUACACACACCUUCAGAUACCUCGGCCAAGCUCAAUGGGUUUUUCAGUUUGACCUGACCGAGUGUGUUGCAAGCUGAAAGUCUCUGACUCCACACCUUUUGCUUCGUCCUGAAAGCCCAAUAAAUAAGGCCACUCGUCGGCCAGGGGGCUAUGAUGAUGAUGCUUGCUUGAUUCCCCAACUGACCACCGUUAUAGUCGUCCCGUAAAUUCUCUCUACCUUCAACCUUCUAAACGACACCCUCUCAGUUUGAGUCAUUCGCAAUGAAGGGACAAUACACAAACUCCGGUCCCAUCACCGCCGACGUCGAUUUUGACAAAAGCAAUGUUAGGGGCAAGACCGCGUUCAUCACUGGAGGCGCCAACGGCAUAGGAGAAGCCUACACCCGGCACUUGGUAAAAAAUGGAGCGUUUGUUUUGAUUGCCGAUCUUGACCAAGAGUGUGGCACCGCUUUGGAGAAAGAACUCUCUGGCUCAGUCAAAUUCGUCAAAACCAACGUCACCAAAUGGGCAGAUCAACUUGCCGCUUUCAAACAGGCCCUUACUAGUUCUCCUUCUGGCCGAGUCGACAUUGUUGUCGCCAAUGCCGGCAUCAGUGCAGCCGACUCGGUCUUUUUAAACGACGUCGAACAGGAUGAGCCAGAUGAGCCAACACUUAACAUCAGCCAAAUCAACCUGGAUGGCGUUCUCUACACCACCAAGCUUGCCCUGUUCUAUUUCCGGAAGCAGAACGCCGCCAACAAGGGCCCACCCCUGGAUCAAGUUCUGGUCUUACAAGGUAGUCUAGCUGGUUACCUUGAUCUCCCCGGCGCCGUCCAGUACGCCGCCUCCAAGUAUGCUCUUCGAGGCAUGUUUAAAUGCCUGCGGAGGACCGAGUUGCAACACAAUAUCCGGGUCAAUUUCAUCGGCCCAUGGUUCAUCGCCACCAAGAUCCUGACCAAGGACGUCAAAGAUAUCUUGACGUCUCAGAACGUCGAGUUUGCCACCGUCGACGAUGCCGCUGUGGCCCUGCUCAAGAUUGUCUCCAACCAAGACGUCAUUGGCCGUGCCUUGGCCAUUGUGCCUCGAAGCAUCGCUCCAAGUGGCUACCUGGAUAUUGGCAUCGAUGACUAUGACGAGAACACCUUAUUAGGCAAGUUACAGGCCGGCGUUGGAGGUGCUACUCAUCGCGCCACCUUGAGUCCAGAGAAGCAACAGCCGGUUACAUCAUGGUGACGGAUCUCCAUAGGCAUUACUACUACCCAAGGCCCGGGAGGUGGGGGACUGUGAAGACGAAAGGUCAUGUGACCUGAAAUAUGAUCAGUUUGAAGAGGGCCUUCCUUGCCCGAAACGCCAUAUGGAUACUUACUGAAUAGUGUAUUGUGCUCCAUAUCAAGCUUAUAGCUUAUCACUGC
Molecule: messenger RNA, 1623 nt
Organism: Exophiala mesophila
Lineage: Eukaryota; Fungi; Ascomycota; Eurotiomycetes; Chaetothyriales; Herpotrichiellaceae
Exons: 7
Coding region: 494-1444 (316 amino acids)
Molecular function (GO): oxidoreductase activity
Source: RefSeq, a predicted model, not a curated record